Messenger RNA from Macrosiphum euphorbiae (potato aphid), 1929 nucleotides. NCBI's taxonomy places the organism in Eukaryota, Metazoa, Arthropoda, Insecta, Hemiptera, Aphididae. The record is from the annotation of a GenBank genome assembly.
AUGAGUAAUUCAAGAAAACUCAGAAGUGAUAUGUGGAGAUAUUUUACAUAUGUUGAUGAGCAUUAUGCAAAAUGUGACAUAUGUAAAACUAAAAUUUCUCAUAAGACAACUAUGUCAAAUUUAAAAAAGCACAUUGAAAGAAAACAUCCUUUAAUAAAUUUACAACCUGAAGUAGAUGAUGAAAUAAACCAACCAAGUACUUCAAAUAGUGCACAAGCUACUACUCUAGGAUUACAAUCCAAGUCAACUGUAAGUCUACGUCAAGUAAAUCCUUCUACAUUAAUUGUGGAAGAAAAUGUUGACAACCCUUCCUCUGAAACCGUAGAGUCUUCAAAUCAUAUAGUUAAAAAACGUAAAACAACAAAUACUUUGCUAAAUUAUAUACCAAGAAAAAUGACCAAUACAUAUCAAAGUCAGUUGGAUGAUAGUUUAUUAAAAUUAAUAUAUUUAGAUUGUCAGCCUUUUAGUUUAACUGAAAAUAAAGGGUUUAAACAAUUUGUUCAUUUGUUAAACCCUGCUUAUAAAAUACCAAGUAGGCAUAAGCUAUCAAAAACCUCACUGCCUUUUGCUUAUGAAAAGUUAUUUAAUGAAACCAAAAUAAAAGUUCAGGAAGAAGCCUUAUCGGUUUGCUUGACCACUGACUGCUGGACUUCUAUAAACAAUACUAGUUUUUUAGCUGUUACUGCUCAUUAUGUCGAUCCGAAUUUCAAUUUAAAAUCAGUAUUACUUCAAUGUGCUCCUUUUACUGAAAAACACACAAGUUUGAACUUAAGCAUAAUUAUCCAAUCAAUUAUUGAAGAAUGGCAAAUAAAGGAUAAAAUUGUACUUGUAGUGUCUGAUAAUGCUGCUAAUAUAAAGGGUGCAAUAAGUUCACUAGAGUUGAAACAUUUUGGGUGCUUUGCCCACAGCUUAAAUUUGAUUGUGCAAGAAGCAUUGAAAACACAAUCAAAUUUAAUAAAUACUGUGAAGACGAUUGUCGGGCAUUUUAAGCGAAGUUCAAAUGCUAACCACCAACUAAUGCUUUACCAGGAGAACUCAGGGGCAACACCAAAAAAACUACUGCAAGAUGUAGCCACACGUUGGAAUUCCACAUUUCAUAUGUUGAAUCGGUUUGUUGAAUUGGAAACCACUGUCAAGGCAACUCUAGCAAUAUUAGAUGCAGAUUUACAUAUACUUUCAUCUGAAGAAUGGAAGAUAUGUAAAGAGUUGUGCCUUAUACUCAAACCAUUUGAUGAAGUCACAAAAUUAGUAAGUGGAGAGAACUAUAUGUGUGCUUCUAUGGUCAUUGUUUUGAGCAAAGGAUUAGCUGAUGUAUGCGAAAAAUUGAAAAAUAAGCCUUUUGAUUCUUCAGUGAUGGGAACUAUUAAAGUUCUACAAGAUGGCAUCAAUUAUCGAUUCUCUGAUUUAGAAAUGAGCAAUACCUUAAGAAUGGCAACGUUCUUGGAUCCAAAAUUCAAACAUUAUGCUUUAACCAAAUCGCUAGGAGAUCAAACAAAAACAAAAGUAAUAAACGCAGUUGCACAACAUAUAAGAAAUACCUCAAAUAAUACUGAAAUAUUACCUGCAGUUCCAGUUGAAGAAAGAGAUGAAUGUUGUAUUUGGAAUAAUUUUGAUUCAAUGACUUCAGCAAUAACACCUCAGGGAACAAAUACGUCAAAAGCGAUCAUUGAAGUAAAUAGGUACAUUGAUGACAACAUAUUACCACGAACAAGUGAUUCGUUUAGUUGGUGGAGGGAUAAUAGUUACAAUUACCCUAAUUUAAGUACAAUUGUUAGAGAAAAAUGUUGCGUAGUAGGAUCAUCUGUUCCUUGUGAACGAGUGUUCUCAAAAGCAGGUUUUGUCAUUAGUGAACGCCGUAAUCGUCUUAAACCCAAUAAAGUGAACCAAAUUUUAUUUUUGAAUCACAAUUAUAAGUUGUUUGAAAUGUGA